Molecule: messenger RNA, 2893 nt
Organism: Paramormyrops kingsleyae
Lineage: Eukaryota; Metazoa; Chordata; Actinopteri; Osteoglossiformes; Mormyridae
Gene: parp11
Product: poly(ADP-ribose) polymerase family member 11
Cellular component (GO): nucleus
Molecular function (GO): NAD+ poly-ADP-ribosyltransferase activity
Source: RefSeq, a predicted model, not a curated record
GCAAACAAACACAAUGUGCGGUUCGGCAAAAUAAACGGGAGAAUCUGGCGCUCCUGUGAAAGGCGGCCGGCGCUGUUAGGUCAUCUACGAAAAGGACGCUCGGACCCCGGCGUGGUCCUUACACCGGCGUAAGGGGGGUUAUAGAUCCGAUCAGAUCAUGCAGUGCUCAAGGGCCGUCAGACAUGUGUCCGGCGAGGUGGAGGACAUGGACACCUCGGAGGCUCACUGGAGCUGGUUUUAUCUCGCUGAAUGUGGCGUCUGGCAUAUGUUUGAGAUUAAUCAAAGUGCUGCCUGUUCUGUGACCAGUGAGCAAAUUGAACAGAACUACAGCAGAAAUCAACUGGGUGUCAUGGAGUUCUGCACAGCGAAGUAUACUUACAGAUUAGAUUUUUCAGUGAUGAAGCAGACCAACUUGACAACUGGCAAGCAGCGUCCUAUACAGCGCGCGCUGCGUUCCGAGACAAGUUUCAGGUUCAUCUGUGAUAAUAUUGCCCUUCCCGUUCCUGUACACUGGGAGAGGAUUAACACAGAAGAGCCCUAUCAGCUCAUCACUCUGAGCAAGGACACUUUUGAGUAUAAGGAGGUCAUGAGACUUUUUGAAAGAACUAUGGAUGCACCCAUCAGAUCAAUCCAGAGGAUCCAGAACUUAGACCUUUGGGAGUUUUUUUGCCGGAAAAAAGCUCAGCUAAGAAAGAUAAAACGGGCCGCGGACAUUGAGGAGAAGAUGCUAUUUCACGGCACAGGCUACAGCAAUGUGCAGGCUAUAUGCACAUAUAAUUUUGACUGGAGAUUAACUGGAAGCCAUGGUGACAUCUAUGGCAAAGGGAGUUAUUUUGCAAGAGAUGCCAAAUACUCAAGUAAAUUCUGCCACACUACAGCAAACCACAACGUCGUUCUUCAAAAACAUGGCCUGGCGCCGGCCAUUUUCCAGAGCGACCCACCAUAUAAAUCGAUGUUCCUGGCCCGGGUGCUCGUUGGGGACUACACAGUCGGACAGUCGAGGUUUUGCCGACCGCCCUCCAAGGACACACGGGUCACAAACUUCUACGACAGCUGCGUGGAUGACAUCGCAAACCCAAAGAUUUUUGUGAUCUUUGACUGCAAUCAGAUAUACCCAGAAUAUUUAAUAGAGUUUUAUUAACAAGGAUUCAGUAACAUAACGGAUAUAAGGGAAGGGCCCCACAGAGGAAAGGGGCAAAUUCUCUGAUCCAGCCUGAGCACUUUAAAUCAGACUGGGGGGGUUUCAUUUGUCUGUGGUUUAUUAUAUCCAUGUGUUGUCAGGUUUUACACCUGCUUAAAAUACUACAGACAAAAGGAAGUAUAUAUUCUUUCAAAGGAAAGAAGAGGCAUGUCCUUUCAAUGGAAGGUGGGAGUGUAACAUUUGUCUCUGUAGUGUAUUUGGACCUCAUGUAUUAUUUUUUUGGUCUCUCUGCAAUGUCUGUCGACUUUCCUUACUGCAGCAAAUAGGCCAGAAGGCUGAGCUUUGAGUCUGACACGGGCAUCGGGGUAGGGCUCCGCAGACGGGCUGGGAGAGCCUGUGUCUGGGGGGUCACACCCCGCAGGGGUUACUGGUCUGCUGUGCGAGGACCGUUCACAGAAAGGUGACACCACCGUGUGGUCAUGGCACAACAUCACAGCUGGGGUCUGGCUCCUGGAAGGCUUGCAGUGAACUGGGGUUUAUGGUUUAGUGGCUCAUUAACUACCUCAGAUAUUCAUCACAGACAUCGAUCUGGCCGAUAACUCCUGUUAGACUGAAUCUGCUGUCAUUUCACCCUCCCUGCACUGAAGAGGGCUAGAAUGUGAUGCUCUGACACGGAUGUCGUCCGGCAAAUGAGCACGCAGAUAUCAGGGCCACGCCCAUGCCAAGAUCAUGUGAAUAAGGACACCCCACCCAAAAGCGUCUGCCGUCUUUGCCCUCCAGUGGGAUCCCUUCUGUGGUUUGUGUUACAUGUUGCCAUAUUACAUGCGACGAUGGAGGGCAGGUUCUCCGUUUUGGAUCAUCUUUCCAAGGCUGGAGGCCGAGCUGAUCCAGGAGAUGCUUUGGCCACGGUUCGGAGCAUGGAGACAGCAGCUGGGAGCAGAAGCAGGACCAUCUUCUGAAGGCAGAAGGAGAAAGCCUGCUUUGCAACGAGCUGGGCUGCAGGGAUCUGUGGGCUUAGAGCUGAUGGCUUCUCCAGAGCUGCUGACAGAUUUUCCUGUGAGGCCAGUCGGAGACCAGCUCAGCCCUCACUGCCACGCGAGAGCAGUGCAGGAAGGUGAAAGAUGACGCACCAUUUGCGUUUAUUUAGCCGCCACUUCUGUGAGCUUCCAAAGGACCUUCUUCUGAAGAUCUGUCUGCAGUAAUUUGCCAGGUUACAUUUCAGGAUGGACUGCUUGUGUCCAUCACAGAUGACAGGAAUGUUAGUGUUUUUUAUUACCUACGGGGGGCAGUAUAGCACGUGCGGGGGCUAAUUUAACUACCCUUUCCAUUUUCCCCAAGGCAAGAUGGGGCCCAGAGAGCCAGGGAGCUCGGCUACAAUAAUAAUUAAUAAUAACGACACUUUAUCGAUCCCCGUGGGGAAAUCCUCUUCUCGCCUCCCUCCUCCUGUAGGUGACCGUAAGCUUGGCCCCAAAGGGCAGCCUCACGCAGAAUAGCUUAACAUAGACUUUGGUGUAUGAGGUGAGGAAUGCUAGGGGUGAGUUCCUUUCUGUGGGGGGAGCAAGUUCUGUUGGGCACCUCAGUUUAGUCUCUACCAGACAGUAGGGUUGGGUCACCCCUGCGGAAUGGGUUUUCCUGUCGCUCUUACCUGUAUGUCACCUGUCCCUUGUUUCUGUGGUCCUGCUGCCAAAAUAAUGAAUUGUGUUUUGUUUUUCUUUCUGCAGUGUGUUUUUCUUUCUUGAAAUGUGAUUAAAU